This is a messenger RNA of Ornithodoros turicata, 1572 nucleotides long. Its product is annotated as solute carrier family 22 member 7-like. The transcript has a single exon. Gene Ontology annotation, biological process: transmembrane transport. Gene Ontology annotation, molecular function: transmembrane transporter activity. Lineage: Eukaryota; Metazoa; Arthropoda; Arachnida; Ixodida; Argasidae. The record is from RefSeq and is a predicted model, not a curated record. The coding region runs from base 1 to 1572 and encodes 523 amino acids.
AUGAUUCUCCUGUGUACCGUCGUGUCCUUGGUGGUCCUUCAGUGUCACAGCUUCGCCUUCAGGCUCAUUGCUCGCCGCGUCGAUUUCUGGUGCAGAAAGCCCGCCACCUUCGGGAACCUUAGCACAGCCGAGUGGAAACAGGUCGGAUUACCGCCAAGACCCGACGGUACCCACAGCCAAUGCGAGGUCUACGACAAUCCUCUUUCGCCGCGCCGCCUCCCGGUACCCUGUACGUCCUGGGACUACGAACCUGGUGCGCGUUCCAUUAUCACUACCUGGGACCUGGUAUGCAACAUGGAGUGGGUAGUGUCGUUCUCUGCGGUAACGUACAUGAUGGGAGCGGCGAUAUCGGUUCCAACCAUGGGCAUGGUUGCUGACCGAAAGGGCAGACGUCCCGUCACUUGUAUUGCGGUAGCUAUCCUCCUACUGGCUGGCUUUACCACCUGUAUCACUAACAGCUUGACGCUGUUCGUCUGUGCUCGCUGUGUCGUGGCAGCAUCCACAAGCACCAUCUUCGUCACGCUCUUCAUCCUGCUUUUUGAAGUAAUGCCCGCAAAAUGCCGAACGCUGUACGGCGUCAUCGCGGUGUCGCCGGGUGUCGGCAUAGCCACCGUACUCUUUGUCGUCCUCGGCCAGUUUUGCCUGGACUGGAGAGUGACGCAGGCAAUCUUCAUGGGACUGACCUCGCUGCUCGUUAUCACCUUCUACAUCGUAGGAGAAUCACCCUGCUGGCUUAUAACCUGCUCCAAUUUCAAGAAGGCGGAGACAGCGGUCCUCUGGGCCGCCAAGAUGAACGGUGAACCGCUCGAUGUCGUCAGGAAGCGGUUCGCCAAGCUAAAGAACGCGAUCCUCAUGACUGAGGAAUGCGUAUCACCGCGCGCUGUCACGCCCGCUUUUCUGCUCGGCAAACCAAUGCUACGCGGCCGUUGCUGCAUGCUGUUCUUCUGCUGGUGCAUCAUCAUGUUCUCUGUCUACGGACUAGCGCAGACUCAACUUCGGCGGGAGCUUGGGUGGGCCAAAAUCGUCAUCACCGUAUGUCCCGGUCCGCUCAGUGUACUGGCCUAUUAUGCGAUAAAGAAACUGGGCAGCAAGAUAACCCUAGUUCUGGCCUUGGGUGCCGUGGGCGUCGCCAGUGCUGGCUUGAUGGGUAGUUACCCUAAUAGCCUACUACCCUUCACCAACCUCCUUUUACUGAUAGCGAGAGGCUCGACGUUCGUUGCCGUGUCUGUGAACUACAUCUACACUGCCGAAGUGUUCCCCACCGUGCUGAGAAGCGUUGGCGUCUGCACGUCGUACUUCUGUGGCGGAUUGGGCGCCGCAGCUGCUACGUUCGUAAUGGAUCCAGAGACUGGGAUCCCCGUCUCGGUUGGAAUGGCCAUUUUGGCCUGCUUGGUGUUACUCGCCGAACUAACUCUGCUGAAGCUGCCCGAGACGAGCCCUCAACCGUUGGCCAAAACGCUCAAGCAGUUUGAAGAGAUGAACUACAAGAAAUUUCUGCAAGAUUCGGAAAACAUCCGAAAGGCAUCCGAAGCGCAAACGAAGCAGCCUGGAGAAGUUAAGGAUCGGUUAUAA